UGCUCUCUUCCCGCUCUCGUCGUCACUCUUGCGUGAAAUUGAAGUGCUCUCUCUCUCUCUCCGCGCUGCAUUUCUUUCUGCUGCUGGUGCUCGGCAGUUCUCUCUUGCCACUACCGACGAUCUCCGCCCGCCCUGCAACUUCUCCCGCCUGUGCAGCCGCCUUAAGUUUGUUGAUCCUCGUUUUUCAUUUCCGAAACUGAAGGAUUUUUGGCCUAGGGUUUUGAAGCGUCUCGGAGGCGCCUGAGGUGUUUGGGAAACGUUAGCUUCGGAAGAGUGUCUAUUACAAUUCUCAUUCAUGAACACCUAUCUGUAGCUGAAUAUUUAAGACAUCAGAGUUAGAAAUAAGAUUAAAAUUCUCAUUCAUGCACACCUAUCGCAACCUUAGAUACGUUCUCUACUUCUCGAAGAAUCAUCUCCUUCCAUCCUCUUGCCAAACCCAAAAGACACCCCAUCUCUACAUACAAACAGCCAGCUAUGUAGAUGUCUAUAUGAAAUGGAAGAGGGACUCUUACUAUGAGAAAAUUGAGCAUAUCCACCAGUCAAUUGAGCUCAAACGCAUCAUUUCCCUCAAGAACUGCAUAUCACGAGACCCCAACGGCUGUAUCGCUAUAUCUGCUGUUUCAAAGAGAGGGAGAGAGUUUGAGGUGCCCAUUAAGGUUGCCAGGUUCUUGAGGCAAUACCCAUCAAUUUUCGAGGAGUUUACAGGCCCUAAGUACAAUCUACCUUGGUUUAGGUUAACCCAGGAAGCCAUUGAAAUUGACAGUGAAGAGAAAAGGGUGUGUGAACAAAGUAAACUGGAAAUCCUUGAGAGGUUGAAGAAGCUAGUAUUGAUGAGUAAAGAUAAGGUUUUGCCUUUCAAAAUUGUCCAAGGGAUGCUCUGGUACUUGGGGUUGCCAGAGGAUUUCUUGCACAACAUUGAGAGAAAUCUCGAUACGUCUUUUAGCAUUGUGGAGGUUGGAGACGGAUUGAAGGGAUUAGCUGUUAAUUGCGAAGGGAAAGUACUGUCUGUUCUGCAAAAGAAUGCAAUGAAUAAGGGGUUGUGCUCUGAAGACUCAACGGAUGUGAUCGAGUUCCCCCUGUUUCCAUCAAAGGGUUUAAGACUGAGAAAAAAGAUUGAUAUUUGGUUGAAAGAUUUCCAAAAGCUUCCCUAUGUUUCACCUUAUGAGGAUAUCUCAAAUUUGAAUCCAGACAGUGAUGUAGCAGAGAAGAGGGUCGUGGGGCUUCUUCAUGAAUUGCUUUCUAUAUUUGUAGAUCACUCUGCUGAACGUAAAAAGCUUUUAUGCCUUAAAAAGUAUCUAGGUUUGCCACAGAAAGUUCACAAGGCAUUUGAACGGCAUCCCCAUAUGUUUUAUUUGUCACUUAAGAGCAAAACUUGUACUGCUAUUCUGAAAGAGCCUUUCAAUGACAAGACAUCCAUUGAGAGACAUCCUCUAUUGAGUGCAAGGAAGAAGUACAUUAAGUUGAUGAAGGGCUCUCAAGUUAUAUUGAAGAACAGGAGGGUGAAUAAUAGGUAUGUUAGCAGUGGAAAGAAGAAGUUGGAUUUGGAUUUAGAUUAUGUGGAAGAAGAUACAGAUGACGUUGUUGAACGUGCUUUGUAAAUGACUUGUGAUGAUGGGCUGAUGGAAAAGAACUGCGCUGAGACAGUAAUAGCCAAUUUCACAGUUUCGUCAAAGCUGUGCUGCUGAUGAACCAGACUUCAAGUUAAAGGGGGCAUUUUAUUUUGCUCUUUAUGCAUGGUCCUCCAGCUCGUGACUGUUCUUCUAAGGUAUGGUUUUUUGUGCCUUUUAACCACAAUUCCUUGUGAUUUUUUUUUUGUAACAUAGCGUCCAACAUCUUUUGGAGUUUCUCAUAAUCACGACUUCUCUUUUUUCUAUAUUUUCUAUAAUAUGUGUGAUAGUUAAGAUUUAGCUCAUUGGACUAACAUGAGAUGCUCUCCUCUAAAAUCAAGAAAAUGUUAUUAUGAAAAAUUAGGAGAAUUGAUUGAUUGUAUGAUGUACAAUAUCAUCUCUCUUAUCAAAAGAUAUAUCUUUGGACUAAACUCCAAGGGGUUUGGCCUAGUGGCUAAGGAGGAGCUAAUGUAUCCACCCCGAUUGGGUUCAAAACCCCUUGGAGCCACCGGAGUGCCUUUGGCGUUAUUACCCGCUCCGUGCACCGCCGGGGGUUCACAGUGCCCUGGGAAUUAGUCGGGCCAAGUUCAGACACCCCGGGUCAGCCAAAAAAAAAAAAAGAAGAGAUCUUGGGACUAGUGUUAGACUUUGAGUGUGUAUGUGACAUCAAGGACAAGAAGAAUGAAAAUAUUCAUUAUAUUAGCUGUAUCAAUUAUCUUCUUUCUUGUAGGAUCUAUCAGAGGUAUAUGUUUAGAUGUUAAUUGGAGCAUUCAUGCAAUACUAUAAUAGUACUUGUCUCCUUGUC
Messenger RNA from Punica granatum (pomegranate), 2412 nucleotides. The record is from RefSeq and is a predicted model, not a curated record. NCBI's taxonomy places the organism in Eukaryota, Viridiplantae, Streptophyta, Magnoliopsida, Myrtales, Lythraceae.